Zea mays is the source of this 1590-nucleotide messenger RNA. Its product is annotated as UDP-glycosyltransferase 89B1-like. Gene Ontology annotation, molecular function: UDP-glucosyltransferase activity. NCBI's taxonomy places the organism in Eukaryota, Viridiplantae, Streptophyta, Magnoliopsida, Poales, Poaceae. The record is from RefSeq and is marked validated.
CCGUCCCCAACCCAUCCCCCGCCCGCUCCGCCACAGUCCACACAGGCCCCAGCCAUGGAGGCGGCCCCAACCCCCGAGCCGGGGCCGCACGUGCUUGUCAUCCCCUUCCCCGCGCAAGGCCACGCGCUGCCGCUCAUCGACUUCGUCGCCCUCCUGGCGGCGCGCGGCCUCCGCCUCACCGUGGUCACGACCCCGGCAAACCUUCAGCUUCUCUCCUCUCUCCUCGCCGCACACCCCACCGCCGUCCGCGCCGCUACCUUCCCGUUCCCCUCCCACCCAUCCCUGCCCCCGGGGCUCGAGAAUACCAAGGGUUGCAGCCCGGUGCAGUUCCCCGCCUUCGUCCACGCCUUGGCCGAGCUGCGUGGGCCCAUCCUCGCGUGGGUUAAAGCGCAGCCCGAUCCCGUCGUCGCCGUGGUCGCCGACUUCUUCUGCGGAUGGGCUCAGCCGCUGGCCCGCGAGAUAGGCGCCGCUGGGAUCGUGUUCUCGCCGUCCGGCGUCCUCGGCACCGCCGUCCCGCACUCGACCUUCCGCCGCCUGGUGAGGCGCCCCGCGGAGUGCGAUGGCGACGACGAGUUCAGCGUCUCGUUCCCGGCGAUUCCCGGCGAGCCGUCUUACCAGUGGAGAGAGCUCUUGAUGAUGUACAGGAACUACAUGGCAGGCGCUCUGGACGAGCAGGUCGGCGCGUCGGUGAGGCAGAACUUCAUGUGGAACCUGCACGACAGCUGGGGGUUCGUGUUCAACUCGUUCAGAGCGCUGGAGGGGAGGUACCUGGAGCAGCCUCUCGAGGACCUGGGCUUCAAGCGCGCCUGGGCAGUGGGCCCCGUGGCUCCGGAGGCGGACGCCGCGGUUGCCCGCGGCGGGCAGGCAACCGUCGAGCUCGCCGAUCUCAGCGCGUGGCUGGACGCGUUCCCGGAAGGUUCGGUUGUAUACGUGUGCUUCGGGAGCCAGGCCGUGCUGAGCCCCGCCGUGGCGGCGGCGCUGGCCGAGGCGCUUGAGCGCAGCGCCGUGCCGUUCAUGUGGGCCGUGGGCGACGCCGUGGUCCCGGACGGGUUCGAGGCGCGCGCCGCGGCGUCGGGGCGCGGCUCGGUGGUGCGCGGGUGGGCGCCGCAGGUGGCGCUGCUGCGGCAUCCGGCGGUGGGGUGGUUCGUGACGCACUGCGGCUGGAACUCGACUUUGGAGGCGGUGGCCGCGGGGGUGCCCAUGCUGGCGUGGCCCCUGACGGGCGACCAGUUCUUUGACGCUCGGCUGCUCGUGGACGAGGCCCGCGUCGCGGUCCGCGCAUGCAAGGGCGGCCUCGGCUUUGUCCCCGACGCAGGUGAGCUGGCGUCCGUGUUGGCCGACGCCACCGGGGAGAAGGGCCACGACGUGAGGACCCGCGCCAAGGCACUCGCGGCAGAGGCCGCCCGCGCCAUGAAGCCUGGCGGGACAUCGUACGCGGAUCUAGAGCUGUUGGUGCAGGAAAUUCGGAAUCGGAAGCUUAGCUAGCUCCCUCUCCAGGAAUACAUCAGCUCGAUUCCCAUGCGAUCUAACUUGAUCGCACUGAAAGAUGAUGCAAGAUGAUACAAUACUGAAAGAUGAUACAAGACUUUA